AUGUGGUCCACCUACACUCACUUCACUAUUCGGGAGUGUGAAAAUGUGCAAAACCAGACAGGAGAAUGUGCCCAAGCUAACACGGAUACCGUCUUGGUUUUCAGCCUAAUCAUUACAUCCUAUGAUGCUAACAAGAAAGAACUCAGAGACAGCAGCUGCCAGGUGGAACUGCUGCCUGGUCUCUUCCUCUCAAAGGAACUGGCUUCAUUUUCCUACCUGGCUUUUCUCCUUCCAGAAGUUCGGACAGAAGCCAAAUCGCCCACAUUCAUCCUAAAUCAGGCUGUGGCUACCUUGCAGUGUCUUGGUUCUCGGAGCAAAGUGAAAGUCAACCUUGUAUAUUUGGAAAAAAGGCGAAAGGUCAAGCACACUCAGAAGAACCUGAGAGUCGUGCUGUUCCCCGCAAAACAGCACUGCCCCCCACCGAGCUGUCACCUAACCCUCACAUCCAAGGUUCAGAUUGGAUCCCUUGUGACAGGCAAAGCUUUUUUACCAGGGAUCUCCCAGUGUAAGGUCUACCCAGUGAUGGGGGCUUCAUCAGAGACUUUUCCCACCACUACCACCUUCGUAACUCCUGGGAAAAAAGGAGAGAAAACUACAAGGAUUGAUGAUUUUUCUAGUCCUCUGAAACAAGACACAGAUGAGGACCUAGAGAAGAGGCAGAAAUGGAGCAUCGUGGUCAAAUUUCUGAUCGCAGUCACCUUGUUGUUCAGGGGAAUUGCCAUUACCGUGUUCAUCAUUUUUGAAGUCCCAUGCCCUAGUCAAUGCCUAGGAGCCAGAGAGCUAUGCCAAAGCCAGAGGUUGUGGAGAAGGCAAAGAAAGGAAGGCCAGCAACCUGGUGUAGCUGAAUCCCAGACUGACUCUCAGCCCAAAAAGGAAAGUGUUGGACAAGAUGCUUCCAAAUCAUCAAGCCCCAAGAAAGCUGCAGAGAUCACUGUGGUCCAUGAGACAUACUUCUGAAAAGUUCUGCUCUGCCUCACACACUGAAUGAAAGAUACUACAUUGUCUUCUCCCUACUAUUAAUCAGUAUGGGCAGAUUCUUGCUAAUCUUACCCUCGUAUCUUCAGCAGGGACAUUAUGAUCAGACAGUAAUGCCAGGCCAAUGAGGGGGAAGCCUGGGCUCCAGAGUUACUCUCAUGCCUUUGCUACUGACUUAGCCACAAGCCUCUGAAAUUCACUUGGUAAUCCCACAAAAAAUGGAUAUUUUUUUCACCCCAUCAAAUGAAAACAAAAAGUCUUCCCUCUGAGCACUAUGAAUGGACCCACUACUCUCUUUGACAAAAGGUUUAAACACAGCCUCCAAGGAACUGAGCAAAGCAGCCCUUGGUGGGGCACAUUCACCAAGUCCUCGAUUGUCCUCUCUGCUGACCUCACGCGCACUGGCUCUCAGCCAGCUGAGGGUGGGGCUCCUGUUUUCCCAGGCUGGCAUUCAUAGGGCUUUAUGACUUAGCCUCUGCCACUACAUGCAGCCCUCCACACACUGGGAAAGGGAACGUGACCCUAAGCGUUCCAAAAGUCCUCCUCGUGACUCAUUCCCCAAAGCACUUAGGGACUGCGUACAAAUAGGAUCCAGACUGGGAAUUCCCUGGUGGUCUAGUAGUUAGGACUCGGCACUUUCACUGCUGUGGCCUGGGUUCAAUCCCUGGUCAGGGAACUGAGAUCCUGCAAGCUGUGCAGCACAGCCAAAAGACAAAA
This is a messenger RNA of Lagenorhynchus albirostris (white-beaked dolphin), 1692 nucleotides long. RefSeq names its product chromosome 20 C17orf78 homolog (gene C20H17orf78). The record is from RefSeq and is a predicted model, not a curated record. Lineage: Eukaryota; Metazoa; Chordata; Mammalia; Artiodactyla; Delphinidae.